GGAUGAUGUUAUAAUUCAACGUUAGAUCAAGUUUGAUCAACGUCCCCCUGCUGGCCCAAUUGGAUGAUCCUUAUUCACAAUAAAAUCCGCUUCUCGCUCCACCAUCUUUGAGAUAAGUCUUUGCCUUUUCCCCUCUCAACAGCAUAAGAUUCGCUUUGCUGCAGUUCCGCUCGCAUCUUAACGUACCUGUAGUAUAUCAUUGGUAGUACACAGUGAGAGCUGCUUACACGUCUGGCGGAUUUUCUGCGCGCAUAGGUUUGUGUACAUGGUUUUCCUAUAUCAGAUUCGUUUGAGGAGUUAAAUUCAGAGCCCGGAGAAAAUGAGGCAUCGCGUAAUAGCCAUUGUCCUUUUUUUGUUGUGGCUUUUUGGGAAAUCGCAUGGAGCGUUUCCAAACCAGAUAAAUAUAGGUGGUCUCUUUAUGCGCUCCACAGUGCAGGAGCACAGCGCUUUCAGAUUCGCUGUCCAGCUGUAUAAUACCAAUCAAAAUGUGACGGAAAAACCUUUCCAUCUCAAUUACAAUGUAGACAAUCUCGAAUCCUCGAACAGCUUCUCCGUCACACAUGCUUUCUGCUCCCAGUUCUCCAGAGGAGUGUAUGCCAUCUUCGGCUUCUACGACCAGAAGUCCAUGAACACGCUGACCUCGUUCUGUGGGGCUCUGCACACCUCCUUCAUCACACCCAGCUUCCCCGCCGAUGCCGACGUGCAGUUUGUCAUCCAGAUGAGGCCUCCUCUACGGGGAGCUGUCCUCAGCCUGCUGGCCCACUACAAGUGGGAGAAGUUUGUCUACCUCUAUGACACCGAGAGGGGUUUCUCUAUCCUCCAGGCCAUCAUGGAGUCAGCGGUGGCCAAUAACUGGCAGGUUACGGCCCGGUCGGUGGGCAGCAUAGUGGACCCUACAGAGUACAAACGCAUCAUAGAGGAGAUGGACCGUAGGCAGGAGAAACGCUUCCUCAUCGACUGUGAAGUGGGAAGAAUCAAUGCCAUCCUGGACCAGGUAGUAACCCUGGGGAAGAACAGCAGAGGCUACCACUACAUCCUGGCUAACCUGGUUUCACUGCAGGGCUUCGCUAACAUGACCCUGGACAAGGUGUUUGCUGGAGGAGCCAAUAUAACAGGCUUCCAGAUCAUCAACCCAGAGAACCCAAUAGUUAUACAAUUCCUCCAGCGCUGGGAACGCCUGGACGAGAGGGAGUUUCCUGAGGCUAAGGGGACUCCACUGAAGUACACGUCAGCGCUGACCCAUGACGCCGUCCUGGUCCUGGCAGAGGCCUUCCGGUACCUGCGGAGGCAGAGGGUGGAUGUGUCCCGAAGGGGGAGCGCUGGGGACUGCCUGGCCAACCCAGCCGUACCUUGGAGCCAAGGCAUUGACAUAGAGAGAGCACUCAAAAUGGUCCAGGUACAAGGUAUGACGGGGAAUAUCCAGUUUGACUCGUUCGGUCGGAGAGCCAACUACAGCGUCGAUGUGUAUGAGAUGAAACUAGGGGGCCCCAAGAAGACCGGGUACUGGAAUGAAUACGAAAAAUAUGUAUUUAUUGUGGAUGCGCAGGUCACCAACGAGUCCUCUUCUGUGGAAAACCGAACGAUUGUGGUCACUACUAUUAUGGAGUCUCCUUAUGUGAUGUACAAGCGAAACUACUUGUCGCUGGAGGGGAAUGACAGAUAUGAAGGCUACUGUGUCGAUUUAGCUGCUGAAAUUGCAAAACAUGUGGGGAUAAGAUACAAACUGUCAGUAGUUGCUGACGGGAAGUAUGGUGCAAGGGAUCCAGAGACCAAGACGUGGAACGGGAUGGUGGGUGAACUGGUAUAUGGGAGAGCCGAUAUAGCAGUGGCUCCUCUAACUAUAACAUUGGUACGAGAGGAGGUGAUAGACUUCUCUAAGCCUUUUAUGAGCCUGGGGAUCUCCAUUAUGAUAAAGAAGCCUCAAAAGUCAAAGCCGGGCGUGUUCUCCUUCCUGGACCCGCUGGCCUAUGAGAUCUGGAUGUGUAUAGUGUUUGCCUAUAUCGGCGUGAGCGUGGUGCUCUUCCUGGUCAGCCGCUUCAGCCCCUAUGAGUGGCAUCUGGACGAAAACGACGAGGCCAAAGACCCCCAGAGCCCUCCAGACCCACCAAACGACUUUGGGAUUUUUAAUAGCCUGUGGUUCUCCCUGGGCGCCUUCAUGCAGCAAGGAUGCGAUAUCUCGCCAAGGUCUCUGUCGGGCAGAAUCGUGGGGGGUGUUUGGUGGUUCUUUACCCUCAUCAUCAUCUCCUCCUACACGGCCAACCUGGCUGCCUUCCUCACAGUGGAGAGGAUGGUGUCUCCCAUAGAGAGUGCUGAGGACCUGGCCAAGCAGACAGAGAUUGCCUACGGGACCCUAGACUCAGGCUCCACUAAGGAGUUCUUUAGGCGCUCCAAAAUAGCAGUUUAUGAAAAAAUGUGGUCUUACAUGAAAUCAGCUGAACCGUCAGUGUUCGCCAAGACAACACCAGAAGGGGUUGCCCGAGUGCGAAAGUCAAAAGGCAAAUUCGCCUUUCUUCUUGAAUCCACAAUGAACGAGUACAUUGAGCAGCGGAAACCUUGUGACACCAUGAAAGUGGGCGGCAACCUCGACUCUAAAGGAUACGGUGUGGCCACACCUAAAGGCUCAGCAUUAAGAACUCCUGUAAACCUUGCCGUAUUGAAACUCAGUGAACAAGGCAUCUUAGACAAGCUGAAAAACAAAUGGUGGUACGAUAAGGGUGAAUGUGGAACCAAGGACUCUGGAAGUAAGGUCAGUCGCUGCAGGUCUUUUUAUACUGCAUUUUGACCUAACUGUUCAUAUGCAAAUACGUAAACACCAUACAUUUUCAAAACCACAUAUUUUUUCUUCAAUUUUUAUUUAUUUUUGUUUUCCGUUUCAUAGAAUGCAAGUGAGAACAGUCUAAACAAUAUCCAUCCCACAGUUUGCCUUACACAUACUUCAUCAUCCACAAUACUGUCCACAUUAUUGGUGUUUACAUUACUAUUAUAAAAAUGAUAAUGAUUAUUCCUAAGAUCUCAUCACAUAGUUUAGACAUACAGUAUGUAUUGGUAGUUGAAAAGGUGCAGCAUGCCUUGGAAAAAUGUAAGAUUACAUAUGUAUUCAUACUUACCAUAGACAAAUGACAACCAUUGAAUUGUAACCAUUAUGCUGCAUUUUUGUUAACCAAACUUUUAUUGAAACAUUGUUUAUUAGUGUCCUUACUUAUGUGCGUGCUAAUUGAGUAUAUUGAAUCUAUUAACAUUAUGCAGUUUGACUUCAAGCUUCCUUACUCUGACAAACUACAAACUAACUUUCAAACUCCAGAUGGUCAUCCAGUGGUCAGAUGGAAUCUGAAGGUCAUGUUUGAACUGUGGAAUGUCACAAUAAGGAGAUUUUGUUUGCACAUUUCAUGAAGUUAAAGGAUCUAAUAUAAACCAGUUAUUUAACCCUCUGAGAUAGUCAUCGGACAGGACACACUGGCCCUGUAGCCAACAUCAGGGCUCCCCUAUGAUAGUCUACAAAACACACUUUAAAGGACACACAUGCCCUGUAGCCAACAUCAGGGCUCCCCUAUGAUAGUCUACAAAACACACUUUAAAGGACACACAUGCCCUGUAGCCAACAUCAGGGCUCCCCUAUGAUAGUCUACAAAACACACUUUAAAGGACACACUAACAGGGUUCAAAUGCAAAUGGUAAAACUCUUAUAAAUCAAUUUCAAGAUCUAAGUUUGGAUGUUAGUAGCAGGAAAAUGGUUCAAUUCACAAUUCCUAUAACUUGCCACUUUGAUUGAAAUUGUGAGAUACAGUCAGAUAAUGGUACGUUUGAAAAACUACAGUAUCAUAGUGAAGUCAGGGCCUAUCAACAGUUUUUCGACCUGUACGACAUUGACCACCUUCCUUUAGGGUGGCCUCGUAAAUGAGCUACAGAGUAGGGUAUAAGGAACCUUUUUCUCGACAUUCGCCAAUCCAGCUAAUGUUAUAAAUUACCUGCAGAGUUGAACCACCUCUCCUGCUAUUGUUGAGGAUUGACUGACCUACCAGACAGUCCCAAGUUGCUCCCAGCUUUCCACUGUUGUAGGGAAGUCAUUCAGCAGGUCAGCCUCUGCCGUUUAUCUCAGUACUACCCCACAGUAAGCAUGUCUCCAUUGGAUUCACUGCCUACACAGUUGAUAGAACCAUACAGAGUUGUUAGGGUAAUCCAUUAGAUCACUAGGCUGUGUUUACACAGGCAGCCCCAUUCUUAUAUUUUUUUCCAAUCACACCAGAGAUUUUCACGUCAGCUCUUUUUCAGCUCUGAUCUGAUUGUUCGAAAGGCCAAUUAGUGAAACGAUCAGAAUUGGGCUACCUGUGUAAACACAGACUAAUAGCGGGGGUGCCGUUUACAUUAGUGCUGGAUUUGAGCCAGAAGCCUCUUUGGGAGAUUUUGCCUGUCUUGUUAGAUCAGGUCACAACCAAAAUGUCUGUAAAAAAUUCUUAACAUUGUUCUUUAACUUCCCCAGGACAAGACAAGUGCUCUAAGCCUGAGCAAUGUGGCGGGAGUCUUCUAUAUUCUGGUUGGAGGGCUAGGGCUGGCUAUGACCGUGGCUUUGAUAGAGUUCUGUUAUAAGUCACGGGCAGAAACCAAAAGACUGAAACUGGCUAAG
This is a messenger RNA of Oncorhynchus gorbuscha (pink salmon), 4621 nucleotides long. Its product is annotated as glutamate receptor 3. Gene Ontology annotation, molecular function: transmitter-gated monoatomic ion channel activity involved in regulation of postsynaptic membrane potential; AMPA glutamate receptor activity. Gene Ontology annotation, biological process: synaptic transmission, glutamatergic; modulation of chemical synaptic transmission; monoatomic ion transport. Gene Ontology annotation, cellular component: postsynaptic membrane; dendritic spine; AMPA glutamate receptor complex. The transcript has 14 exons. Bases 320 to 2782 code for a protein of 820 amino acids. The record is from RefSeq and is a predicted model, not a curated record. NCBI's taxonomy places the organism in Eukaryota, Metazoa, Chordata, Actinopteri, Salmoniformes, Salmonidae.